CUCUCUCUUUCUCUUCCUCUGCCUCUUUCGUUUGAUUCCUUUUUCUUCAUUCCUUGCAAUGAAGUCAAAGUCUAAAAAGCAAGCACUUACUUCACCAACAGGAGUAACAACAACACCAGACGAACAUCGUAUUCCAACUAGUGCUCUGUCUUACCUCAAGCAUCGACUUUUCCACUCCAGCAAACCAACUGUGAUUGAUCAAGACUUGACAGAAAAACAUAUCGGUAAUCACUCUACAACUUCUUCUAGUGCUUGUCCGACAACAUCUUCUCACCUAGAUAUUCCAAAAACUAAUACAACAAGUACUUCUUUAGCCUUGGAACGACCGGUUUCAAAAUCAUUGGAAAAUGACAUGUUAUUACAGCAACGACCCACCUUUCUUCAUUCCUUUUCAGACCUACACUCAUCACCUGAUAGUAAGACAACUUGCAAUACAACAACAACAAACCGGGCAAGUCAAAUCAUAUGGAAGGAAGGUUAUUUGUACAAACGGACUGACUUCAGACCAUUUCAUACUCACAAAUCCGAUCGUGGAUGGAAGUUAUAUCGUGUGAUUUUACGUGGACAUAAAUUAUAUCUCUAUCGAAUCUCUCAACAACAACAAGAUCAUUUCAAGUCUUUGCGUACUUUACUUGUUUCCUCUUCCUCUUCGUCUUCAGCAUCUUCACUACAAUUGGUUUCUCAACAUUCUCCUUCUAUCUCAUCAAACACUUUGAUCUCGCCAUCUUCUACUUUCACUUCUUCACCAGGAAUGACUAUCAAGGAAAAAUGUCUUGCUUCUUUGAACCCAAAAGAUUUUGAUGAUCAAGCCAAACAAGAAUUAUUCUCUUCAACUUCUCAAGAUCUAUUGGAUGCUGCAGUCUUUACUGAAUGGGAUCGUCAAAGAAAACAAACUGCCACUGCUGUCUAUUUGUUGAUCUAUUCAGAUCGUCUCGUGGUUUGCAAAAAACGGAAACAAAUCUCAAGUGAUGUUUCUCCUUUAUCCUCAUCGUCUUCGUCCUCUUCCUCAAACAACGACAGUGGUCUUUGGCAUAUUUUCUCUAGUACACCUCUUUCCAAGUUGACUUUGGCCCCUUGUAGAUUUGCUUCUGGUUCAUCAUCACCAACGACAUCAACAGCACCCUUAACAGUGAAGUCAACAACAUCCUCGUCUCUUGUAGAACAUACCAAUUGCGACAAGUUAACCACAUUUUAUGGAUCUCCUCACCAUGAUAGCUAUUUUCCAUCCUAUUCUUCUUCGUCUUCCACAGCGACUGCUUAUUCAACUGAAAAUUCAACACAGUCUUCAGGUACUGCUACAUUAUCGACAUCAAACACAACUCGUGUCAACAGGUUCACCUUAUCCUAUAUCGCUCAACCAUGGAAACAAUCAACCUACGUUUCACUGUCAAAGGAUUUAGUUAGCUCUUGGAUGACAACGUUUUAUGAAGCCCAACAAACAUACGUCGACAAGAAGAAUGAUAUGACUAGGACACAACUUACUUCAAUUGAGGCUAUUACUGAUGAUGAAAAGAAAAUGAUGGUAGACUCUGGAAGUCUCAAAUCAGCAAAAGCAAUUUCAAGCCCCACUGAUAUAUCAAUGGAUAUUAUCUAUUUUGAACAAGCUUCUCCCCAUCCAGGUUUAGUACUUCAUACUCAAGAUGAUCGUCCAGUACAAGGUGGAACUGUACCAGCUCUAGUCCAUGAAUUAUUGUUUGAAACGCAGAAUCAAGGCAAAGAAUAUACCUACGCUUUUCUUUUGACUUACAAUAUAUUCGCCUCUGUUGGAGAAGUAUCUGAUUUGAUGAAAGGAUAUUUGGAUCGCUUGGAAAACACAUCUUCAGGUGUUAUGCUUUGGAACAGAGUAUUGGAUCUCUAUCGGAUUUGGUGUGUUCGCUUCGCAUAUGAUGUUGUUGGAGAUUUGGUAACAAGUAUGAUGGAACGACUCGAUAGUCUUGCAGCAAAUCAAGAUCUACCUUUGGAAUUACGCAAUCGUGGCAAGGAUAUCAAGGCUUUGGUUUUACAGACUGUACAAGACAAUCAACAUAUUAUUGAACAUGCACAAGCUCGCAGGGAGUACAAUGAAGGGACUCAAGUAGUGGACUUUAUUCAACGUUAUGUUAAUACAAAUGAAACUGAUCACUCGCCAAUGAUGGAAAGUCAGACUUCAAAUGAUGAUGAUACUGGUAUUGAUUUGUCAGACUUAGUGGCAACUGGUUUGUCACCUUCUCUAUUUCUUACCAUGGAUCCCGAUCGACUGGCAGAACAAAUCUAUGUUUUUCAUCACACUCAGCAUUAUCAUCAUCGAUAUCAACUUCUCAGUGCUCUUUCUUAUGUAUCAAGACCUCAAGUACCUCCACAAAUGUUGAAUACUCUACUAUUUACCUCACCUUCGCCUCAUUUCUUGACACGUUUGAUAUGGCGGCAUAUCCUGGUGGAAGCGAAUAUGCAACAAACUGAAAAUGCAAUGGUACUUCGAACAAGUUUAUUGGAGCAUUGGAUCCGUGUUGGUGUGGCCUUGAUGAAAUUGAAGGAUAUGACUGGUUGGUGCAGUGUCGCGAUGGGUAUUUGUUCAAUGGAAAUUGCAAGACUAAAGGAAGCAUGGAAAACGGUAGAUCGAUCUCUGGUGAAGAUAGUUUCUACUGUUUGGAGUCCUCUUCUGGCAGAACAUGGGAUUUAUUCUUUGGAUGUUUGGAUGGAAGGUUGGGAACAUGAUAGUCGAUUACAACAUGCAUUCUCUCAAGUGUUGGACCAAGAACCUUCGUCUGUGCGCUCACUUCCUUAUUUUGGUGUCAUCAAGCAAUCUGUUGAUCGUCUGCGUCGGCAUGUACCUCUGCAUCUUUCCUGCAAACAAACAAAUCGAUUAUCCUCUGGUAUGGAUGUAAUCAACUUUAUUUCUAGCUGGUGCGUACAUGAUACUAUUCGAUCUGGUCUGGGUACUUGGAAAAAAGGACGACAUUUGACAUGGGGUGAUAUAUCAACAACCAAAGGAUGCUUGCCUUUUCCUAUUGUUCGACCUUUACAAGUCUACUUUGAUACUAUUGUGAAUCAAGUUUCCUCUGUUCCUCAUGAUUUCAAAUAUCUUCAUGAAUGCUCUCUAUUAUGUGAACCUCGUAUAUUUGGUCAAGCUCUGGUGGAUCGUCCGUCGAAGGAAGUGGCCGGUCCUGCACAUUCUCCAUUGAUAUUUCCUGAUACAGUCGACUCAUGU
Messenger RNA from Halteromyces radiatus, 3187 nucleotides. Its product is annotated as ras guanine nucleotide exchange factor domain-containing protein. Gene Ontology annotation, molecular function: guanyl-nucleotide exchange factor activity. The transcript has 3 exons. Gene Ontology annotation, biological process: small GTPase-mediated signal transduction. The annotation marks the transcript as partial. The record is from RefSeq and is a predicted model, not a curated record. Lineage: Eukaryota; Fungi; Mucoromycota; Mucoromycetes; Mucorales; Cunninghamellaceae.